AUGCCUGAAUACUCUGCAUCAGAGUCUCCAAUUGAAAAGAGACAAAGCAGUGGUGAGAAUAUCCUUGGUGGUAAUGAGGUAUCUGUACAUGACUUCAUUGCAGAAAGUAGACCUUGGUACAAGGUGCCUCACUUGAGACAGUUGUCAUGGGCAAUUUUCUUAAUUACUAUUACAUCUACCAACAAUGGUUACGAUGGUUCUAUGUUGAACGGUUUGCAAUCUUUGCCCUACUGGCAUUCUGCAAUGGGUAAUCCAACUGGACACAGGCUCGGUGCCUUGAGUAAUGGUGUAUUGUUUGGUGGUUUUGCUUGCAUGCCUUUUGCUCCUCUCUUCACUGAUCGUUUUGGAAGAAGAAAUGCUGUUAUUCUCGGACAGGGUUCUACUAUUGUUGGUGCUAUCUUGCAAGGUGCCUCGACAAAUUACGGUUUCUUUUUGAGUUCGAGAAUCAUUCUUGGUCUUGGUGGAGCUUUUUCAGCCAUCGCAUCACCGGCUUUAAUUUCUGAGUUAGCCUACCCUACCCACAGAGAAGUUUCCACUUUUGUUUACAAUGUCUGCUGGUACUUAGGUGCUAUAAUUGCAGCAUGGGUUACCUACGGUACUAGAGUCAUUAAUAAUGAUGCCUCCUGGAAGCUUCCAUCCUAUUUGCAAGGAGCUAUGCCACUUUUCCAGAUCUGUUUUUGCUGGAUGAUUCCCGAGUCUCCCAGAUUUCAUGUCGCAAAGGGAAAUGUUGAAAAGGCUAAAGCUUUUUUAUCUAAGUAUCAUAUUGGAAACUCUCAGGAUCCUCAGCAUAUUGCAUUGGUUGAGUUUGAGUUGAAAGAGAUUGAAGUUGCAUUGGAACUGGAGAAGCUUAACUCUAGGAUUUCUUAUUUGGACUUCUUCACUAAGAAGAGCUUCAGAAAGAGAUUUUUCCUUUUGGCUAUGGUUGGUGUCAUGAUGCAGCUUUCUGGGAACGGUUUGGUAUCAUACUAUUUAGUUAAGGUUUUAAUUUCCAUUGGGAUUACCGAGGAGAAGAAGCAAUUGCAGAUUAAUGGUUGCUUAAUGAUUUAUAACUUUGUCAUUUGUUCGACAUGUGCUUCGGUCGUUCGUUAUUUCAAAAGAAGAACAAUGUUCAUUGCGUGCGUGGGUGGUAUGUUGCUUUCUUUCGUGAUCUGGACAAUUUUAUCGGCUAUCAACCAGCAAAGGGAUUUCAAGGACAAAUCCUUGUCGAGAGGCGUUUUAGCAAUGAUUUUCUUCUUCUUUUUGUUCUAUGAUAUCGGAUUAAAUGGCUUGCCAUACUUAUAUGUUACCGAAAUUUUGCCAUACUCUCACAGAGCAAAGGGUCUCACCGUCAUGCAAUUUUUCAUGUUGGGGGUUUUGAUCUACAAUGGAUAUGUUAACCCAAUUGCCAUGGAUGCCAUUGAGUGGAAGUACUACAUUGUGUACUGUUGCAUUCUUGCUGUUGAACUUCUUAUUGUUAUCUUCACUUUCCCAGAGACGUCUGGUUACACCUUGGAGGAAGUGGCACAAGUUUUCGGCGACGAGGCACCUGAACUCUCUAACAGACACCUUAGUGCUGUUGAGGAGCAGAAGGCUUCCUUGGAGCAAGCAGAACGUGUUUAA
Sungouiella intermedia is the source of this 1599-nucleotide messenger RNA. Lineage: Eukaryota; Fungi; Ascomycota; Pichiomycetes; Serinales; Metschnikowiaceae. The record is from the annotation of a GenBank genome assembly.